Messenger RNA from Rhea pennata, 4273 nucleotides. It is a transcript of the gene DCUN1D2, whose product is annotated as defective in cullin neddylation 1 domain containing 2. Gene Ontology annotation, biological process: protein neddylation. Gene Ontology annotation, molecular function: ubiquitin conjugating enzyme binding; cullin family protein binding; ubiquitin-like protein binding. The record is from RefSeq and is a predicted model, not a curated record. The transcript has 7 exons. Lineage: Eukaryota; Metazoa; Chordata; Aves; Rheiformes; Rheidae. Gene Ontology annotation, cellular component: ubiquitin ligase complex. The coding region runs from base 269 to 1003 and encodes 244 amino acids.
CGCUGCGGGAGCCGGAAAUCAGUCCGGCCGCACCGCUGCGGCUAAUAGCGGAGUUGUUGAAGGCAGUACGAAAGAAGAGCAAGGCUUUGUCUUCCUGUAAUUCUGAAGUGAAAAUUGUCAUCAACAAGAAAACUAAACCUUUUAAAAGUAGGCAUUAGUAGUAGAAUGCUGAAACAAACUUCUGGAUUAGCUUCAUUGGCUUUCCUGCUUCUUUUGCAUCCCAAAGCAUAAGCUUAAAUCAUCUCAGAAGGACAAGGUCCGCCAGUUUAUGGCAUUUACCCAGGCUGGUGAAAGGACUGCUAUAUACUGCUUAAUGCAGAAUGAAUGGAAACUAGAAGUGGCAACAGACAACUACUUCCAAAAUCCAGACUUGUACUACAAAGAAUCCAUGAAAAAUUCAGUAGACCGGAAGAAAUUAGAACAAUUGUAUAAUCGAUACAAAGACCCACAAGAUGAAAAUAAGAUUGGCAUUGAUGGUAUUCAACAGUUCUGUGAUGAUUUAAGCCUGGACCCUGCCAGUAUCAGUGUUCUGGUUGUAGCAUGGAAGUUCAGGGCAGCUACUCAAUGUGAAUUCAGUAAAAAGGAAUUUGUAGAUGGCAUGACAGAUUUGGGGUGUGACACCACAGAAAAACUGAAAGCUCUAUUGCCAAGACUGGAACAAGAGCUAAAGGAUCCAAUAAAGUUCAAAGAUUUUUAUCAGUUUACUUUUAACUUUGCUAAAAACCCUGGACAAAAAGGUCUAGAUCUAGAAAUGGCAAUUGCAUAUUGGAAUUUAGUCUUAUCAGGAAGGUUUAAAUUUCUAGAUCUUUGGAAUAAAUUUUUGCUGGAACAUCAUAAAAGAUCAAUCCCAAAAGAUACAUGGAAUCUUCUGUUAGACUUUGGAAAUAUGAUUGCAGAUGAUAUGUCCAACUAUGAUGAGGAAGGAGCAUGGCCGGUUCUUAUAGAUGAUUUUGUGGAAUAUGCACGACCAGUAGUCACAGGAGGAAAGCGUAAAACUUCCUAACCCUAGACUCAUCAGAAUGGACUAAUUGUGCAGUCUGAACUGCAUUAGGUAACAAAGGUUUUUUUUGGCCAAUAACUGUGCACACUGUUGCUGGUUUCAGUGGUCAUGAUGAGACUCCAUAGACAAAACUGAAAUUCCUCCUUUCUGUCUAAAGAAAAUGAUGACUGACUUGUGGACACCUCAAGAACAAACUCAGAAGAUAGUCCAGGCUGUUUGUAGGCUAUUGGCUUCAAUUAUUGUACUGGUUGUAUCAUAUAGGAUGUAGAUUUUGCAUGAUUUUAUACUUUGGAGAAGUUUAACUAGAAGCCAUUUUAUUAAAGUUUUGACAGCACAGCAUGCCAUUCAGUUCAUGAUCCAAAAUGAACACCAGCAGUUACAUGAAUAAAACUGUAUUAUAUUGUACUUAUAUGAAAAGCAGUAUUUGUGGUAUAUAAAUUAAAUCCCUAAAUGAAACUUAUGCAGUAUGUUGUAUUUUUAUAAGACUUAGCUCUGUGUAUCUACCCUAAUACAGAACUGUAACAAGAAACACUUUUUUUUUCACUUGUUGCUGAGAUUUUAAAUUUAUAUUUUUAAGCUCUUAGAUGUACAGACUAAUCACAUCUAGCCUCUUUUUUUUCUUUUCCCUAGUAAGAUUAACUUCCUCAUCACUAUAUUCUUGAAGGUCUUGGACACGUUACAUUAGCGUUGCUGAGGAAGGACUGCUGCCCUACAUUAUGUUGCAAAUCCAACAUUUUUUUAUUAACUAUUUUAAAGUAGACCUUAAACAACCAAAGAUGCUUUUAUAGUUCAUGUUUGAUUAUUGUAAUUCAGUUAGUCUUCAUUUAUGUGUUUUGUUUAUUUUAUUUUAAAUUAUGAAUUGAUAUUUAUUUUUUUAGAUUUUGGUAGCCUGAAACAUAUCAUAAAUUUUAGUUAAAUGCAACAAGUUAUGAAUGCAGGUCCUGACAUGUCCCACAAAAAUAAACAAGAAUAAGCCCAAAGAUUUAUUAUAAAUAGAGUUAGCUCCUGCUUUGGAGAAAUAGGUAGAGGUAAGGAGACUUUAUAUUACUGAUGUUAGCCUCUGGAUGUUUUUGUAAUAGAGUUAUUCAGUAACAUUUAUUAAAAAAAAAUGUAUAUAGAUGCAGUAUUGGAUCGGUUUACAACAAAGCUGAAUUUGUUCAGUCAUUCUUUCUCCUCUUCUAACAGCUAUCUUAUUAUAAAGUGUAUGGGGCUGGUCUCUUCUUUCUCAACAGUGUCUUUCAAUGCCUAAGCACAAGCAAGUUUUAUCAGAAGCUAUUGAGCAUAUUUUCAUGCAGGGCUCUUCUGAACACUACCUCAUCAGAAUGAGUUUGUCAUAGCUGCUAUAAAAGUUUGUUAAAGCAAAGAGUUGUUAAUGAGUAUAUACAGCUAUGAUUAAUAUAUUUUCUGUAAUCAGACUUGAAUUGAUGCAAGAACUUGGGAGAUAAUAGUGCAUUAAGUUAUAUAAUUUAUAUCUAUUUGGAUCACAUCAGAUAAUUUAAGUAUUUCAUGAUAGGAUACUAUUUUAUUUUAUAGUUGUGAGGAUAUGAAAACUUAUAAUGUUCUUCUAAACUCUAAUAUUUAGGGGUCUGUGUAAGCUGUCAGCUUUUAUUUAUGUCAAUGCAACCUACAAGUUUAAAAGAACAUGCGGAGUACAGAAAUACUGCCUUCAUUCUUUCUCCUACUUGAAAGAAUUUUAGUUAUGAAUGAUGCUUGAAAAGUAGAGUGAAGACAGGGCCUGUAUUUUAACAAGUUAGCAAACUUUUUGUGAAUAGUGAUAUAGACAGCAAGUUACAAAUAACCCAUGAAUGAUUUAUUAUUAGUCUAUUUUUUACUCCUCAGGAGUAUUUAAAGUGUUAUGUCUUGCAUGACAGCCACUAGAUGUCAGUGUCUCAGCCUUUAAAUACUUGUCUCUUUUCUGCAUAGAGACAUACUAACUAGUUGUUAGUAUGUAAUAUUAACAAAAAUUAUUACUUAACUACAUCUCUUUAGAAAGACAUUCAUGUAUGUAAGUCCAGGUAUUCUACAGAAGUCAAGUGAAAUUUAAAAAUAAUAAUAAUACUCUGUUUUUAAUGCAUUCCAUUUACCUGCUCUUCCCCAGUGGGAACAAGUAAUUUUCAUCUCUCUCCUGUAAGCUUUGGAGGAUAAGUGUGUAACAUCCAAAAACAUCAGCUGCAUUUAUUCAGCCAAAAGCAAUGGAAUGCUUCUUAUUCAGACAAUUAUGACUUAAAAAUUGUAGGUAUAAUAUAACUGAGCUGAAAUAGUUUAAUCUAUUGGUCUAUUAUGUAGCUGAAUAGUUUGCAUAGCAUAAGAGCUUGUGAAACGUUUGUUCAUGCUGAGAAUGAGAACUCUAUCGAAUCAAGCUAAUAAUGACCCUUUUACCAUUUAAAACAAACAGAAUGUACAAAAUACUCUUUUUUUUUUCUUUCCUUUUAACUGAGGAAGAACUACCUGAGGGCACCAAGGUUGCUGGGCAGCUGCGUCUUGCAUGUAUGUGGGUUUUCUUUCUGUUUUUUUUAUUUGUUUGUUUUUCACUUUGCCCAUGUUACUAUGAGGAAGAAUGUGCUCAGCACUCAUGAUAUUUUCUUUCUAUACACAUACAUUUAUUCACUUGCUCUUAAGCCUUAUUGUAGUGAAGGUGGAAGACACCUUCCAAUAGAAAAAGACUGGUUAAAUUCUCUCUUAAGAUGCAGGUUGCUUCCUAUCAACCGUGCUAUUCCCAGUCUUCUACCGAUUAAAACCACCUAUAUGUUUUAUGUUCCCAUAAACAAUAGUAUGGAAUACCAUUUCCAGGCUCGAGCAGUUGUACGUGUAAAUGCAAAUAACCUGCUUUUAAAUGGUGACUUCCAUAUGUAUUUUCAUACUUGCUGCUAUCCACUGUUCCGCCUUACACGAGACUCUGACUUUGCUUUUAGGUAAGCUAGUAUAGUGGUAACAACUAGGCUGGUAAAUUUAUUAUCAUACAUGGUACAGAAAACUUUGAUUAGGUUUUUCAGUGCUUACAGUGUUAGUUCCUAGAUAUGCUGUAUGUAUUUUUUAAAGUUGGUGCCAACUUGUUUGGUUUUACUUCUUAGAGUAUUUGAAGCUGAGCCAUGGGGUUUGUAUUUGCCAGUUCUAAAUUUAAAUGUAAUUUAUCAUGUAUGCCAUGCCAAGGAGGGCAAAUCUAUAGGUGUUUGCUCACGGAAUGCACUUGAGAGAUUUGCUGCUGAGUAAGCUGUACACAUGUAAACUUUGUGGCAAUUGAAAAAGGAAUAAAUGAACUUUCAACAUAAAGGA